CCCCUGGCCCCUGGAAGCAGGCCACAGUGGACCACGGCUUCAGACUUCUUGGGGACCAUCUUUCCAGAAUCCCCUGCCCUGAGCUCCAGACACCAUGAAUCUUCCUUCUACUAAGAUUCCCUGGGCUGCCAUGAUGCUGCUGUUGCUACUGCUGCUGCCGCCAGCGCUGCUGUCCCUCGGGGUGGACGCACAGCCUCUGCCCGACUGCUGUCGCCAGAAGACCUGCUCUUGCCGCCUCUAUGAACUGUUGCACGGCGCUGGCAACCAUGCGGCGGGCAUCCUGACUCUGGGAAAGCGGCGGCCUGGACCCCCAGGCCUUCAGGGCCGGCUGCAGCGCCUUCUGCAGGCCAACGGCAACCACGCUGCGGGCAUCCUGACCAUGGGCCGUCGGGCAGACGCAGAGCUAGAUCCACAUCCCUGCCCUGGUCGCCGCUGUCUGACCACAACCGCCACUGCUUUAGCACCCCGGGGCGGGUCCGGAGUCUGAACCCGAAUUCACUCUCUGUCCUAGCCCUAUCUUCUCCCCUCUGCUCUAUUGUGUUACUCUCUAGGAAAACGGCAAUAAAAACCAGUCUCUGUUGGUGUGGCUAA
Mesocricetus auratus (golden hamster) is the source of this 591-nucleotide messenger RNA. RefSeq names its product hypocretin neuropeptide precursor (gene Hcrt). Bases 95 to 487 code for a protein of 130 amino acids. Gene Ontology annotation, biological process: feeding behavior; neuropeptide signaling pathway. NCBI's taxonomy places the organism in Eukaryota, Metazoa, Chordata, Mammalia, Rodentia, Cricetidae. The transcript has 2 exons. The record is from RefSeq and is a predicted model, not a curated record.